This is a messenger RNA of Nelumbo nucifera (sacred lotus), 762 nucleotides long. RefSeq lists its product as uncharacterized. Gene Ontology annotation, molecular function: calcium ion binding. NCBI's taxonomy places the organism in Eukaryota, Viridiplantae, Streptophyta, Magnoliopsida, Proteales, Nelumbonaceae. The record is from RefSeq and is a predicted model, not a curated record.
UUCCUUCCAAUUCAAAAGUCUCGACAAUCAAAUUUUAUUUUCUUCUGCUCUUCUUUGUUCUUGUGCGAAAAUGAGCGUAGAAGUGUUGGAUGGUUCCACCAUUGUCAACUUUGUGGAGGACAAAGAAGCCUUCGAGGGCUCAGUUCAUGACCGGUUUUCUCGUCUUGACACGGACCGUGAUGGUCUUCUGUCAUAUGCAGAGAUGGUGAAGGAACUUCAGAGUCUGAGGAUCUUGGAGACCCACUUCGGAGUUGACGUCAAAAGAGAUCCUGAUGAGCUAGCUCUUGUCUACCGCUCUCUGUUCGGUCAGUUUGAUCAUGAUUCGAGUGGAGCGGUGGACUUGGAAGAGUUCAAGGCAGAGACCAAACAGAUGAUGCUGGCCAUGGCGAACGGACUGGGGUUCUUGCCUAUCCAGAUGGUACUGGAGGAGGACAGCUUCCUGAAGAAAGCUGUGGACUGGGAAUCCUCUAAAAUGAUCACUGCUGCUUAAACUUUAAGUCGUUUCCUGGUUUUUGUUUUUGCUUGAAUCCUUAUCUUUCUUACUUAUUCGGGUAUUGAUUGUUGAAGGGGAAUUUCAUAGGGAACGGGAAUGAAUUCAUUAGCUAUGAGAGAGAGUCCUAGCUAGUUUAAACAUCUUGUUUUUAUUAUUUUUCAUUGUUUCUUUGUCUUAGAGACCAUUAUGGAGAGUCUCAUUUUUGAAAUGCAAUUUAUUUUGAGUUGAGAUUAGUAUUAUAUAUUGCUGCUUUAAGAUUACUCUUAUCA